UCUCAUCAGCCAAUUGAACACCAUCAAAGGUAGUGAUAAUUAAUAGAAGAGAAUACUAAAAACAUGAGAGGAAAUUCAAUUUUGUUGAUACUAAUAUUUUACUCUCUCUUCAUUUAUCUUGGAGAAUCAAGUGAAUCAAAGAAUGAUGAUCAAGUUUAUAUUGUUUACAUGGGAGCUGCAGGUUCAACUAAUGGAACCCUUCGCAAAGAUCAUGCCCAUCUUUUGAACACUCUAUUAACAAGGAAUGGGAAUGCUUUAGUACACAACUACAGACAUGGAUUCUCGGGCUUCGCAGCUCGUUUGUCAAAAAAUGAAGCAAACUGGAUUGCUCAACAACCUGGAGUCGUGUCUGUGUUUCCGGAUCAAAUUAUGAAGCUUCACACAACACGCUCUUGGGAUUUUCUCAAAUCACUAACUCCCAUUCAAAUUGAGAACAACCUCUCCAAUUCUUCCCCCUCAUCAGACAUCGUAAUUGGCGUGUUAGACUCAGGAAUAUGGCCAGAAUCAGCAAGUUUUUCAGACGAGGGAAUGAGUCCUAUUCCAUCUGGUUGGAAAGGAAUUUGUAUGACAUCAACUGACUUCAACUCAUCCAACUGUAACAGGAAGAUAAUAGGAGCAAGGUAUUAUCCUAACAUUGAUGAGGAUGAAGGUGCGGAGAACACUGUCAGAGAUACAGAUGGACAUGGGACUCACACUGCUUCAACAGCAGCAGGGAACACCGUGACUGGUGCAUCAUACUACGGUCUUGCGAAAGGGACGGCAAAAGGUGGAUUUCCUAAAUCAAGGUUGGCAAUUUACAAAGUAUGUUUUGAUGGAUGUUAUGGCUCUGCCAUCCUUGCGGCAUUUGACGAUGCUAUUAAUGAUGGAGUUCAUGUACUUUCUCUUUCACUCGGUCCCCAAUCGAGGCUUGCGUUGACAAACAACGCGAUUGCAAUCGGAGCAUUCCAUGCAGCGGAGCGCGGCAUUAUGGUGGUUUGCUCCGCUGGUAAUGGUGGACCGGAAGAUUCUACGGUUGUUAAUGACGCACCUUGGAUAUUUACUGUUGGAGCCACAACCAUCGAUCGUGAUUUUCUGUCCAAUGUUGUCUUGGGUAAUGACGAAGUUAUUAAGGGUCGAGCUAUAAAUUUCUCUCCUCUUUCCAAAUCCGCCAAAUAUCCAUUGAUAACUGGAGAAGCUGCGAAGGCAACUACCGCAGACUUAGCAGAAGCAAGGCAGUGUCACUUUAAUUCAUUAGAUAGAGAUAAAGUCAAUGGAAAGAUUGUCCUCUGCCGUGGUACAACAACUGAUCAUCUUGUAACCGGUGACAAAAUUGAUGCAGUAAAAGAGGUGGGUGGAUUAGGUCUUAUUCAUAUAACUGACAACGAAGGAGCAGUGGCUGAUAACUAUAAAGACUUUCCAGCAACAGUGGUAAGACCGAUAAAUGCUUCUGCAUUACUCCAGUAUGUCAAUUCAACAAGCAAUCCAGUGGCAACAAUUCUACCAACAAUUAUGGUCAUGGAUUAUAAGCCCGCACCUGUGGUGGCAAUUUUUUCUAGUAGAGGACCUUCUCCACUUUCAAAGAAUAUUAUAAAGCCUGAUAUUGCAGCACCAGGUGUUAACAUUCUUGCCGCGUGGUUUGGAAAUGACGCAAAAUAUACUCCAAAAGGGAAAAAACCUCCGCUAUAUAACCUUGUAUCAGGGACUUCCAUGUCAUGUCCACAUGUUUCAGGCCUUGCAGGAAGCAUUAAAUCUAAAAAUCCUACUUGGAGUGCCUCUGCAAUCAGAUCAGCCAUCAUGACCUCUGCAACUCAAUUUAACAAUAUGAAGACUCUCAUUACAACAGAUUUAGGAUCGGUUUCCACACCUUAUGACUAUGGUGCUGGAGAAAUUACACUUAAUAGAUCAUUCCAUCCAGGGCUAGUUUAUGAAACCAGCACCAUUGACUACUUAAACUAUUUGUGUCACAUGGGAUACAAUACAACCACAAUUAAAGUUAUCGCAAGAACCAUCCCUGAUAGUUUUAGUUGCCCUAAGGAUUCGAAUCCUGAUCAUAUUUCCAACAUCAACUAUCCUUCCAUAGCAAUCUCCAACUUCAUUGGAAAAGAAAGCGUGAAUGUGAGUAGAACUGUUACUAAUGUCGGUGAAAAAUAUGAAACAGUCUACUCCGCCAUCAUUGAUGCUCCUAGUGAGGUGAAAGUCCAAUUAAUUCCAGAAAAACUCAAUUUUACCAAAAAUAGCAAGAAACUAAGCUACCAAGUUAUUUUCUCCUCCACUCUAACUUCAUUGAAGGGUGAUCUGUUUGGAUCCAUUACCUGGGACGAUGGUAACUACAAGGUUCGAAGUCCUUUUGUAUUAGCAGUCUAGUUAAAAGAAAAUAAAUGAUGAAUAAAUACAAGUUGGGUUAUCGUAGAUGCCAACUCUUGUGGUGCUUAUGUUAUAUGUACAAUUAAUUUAAAACUAUUUAUUAUAAUUUUAAACAAAAGAAA
This is a messenger RNA of Vicia villosa (hairy vetch), 2465 nucleotides long. Its product is annotated as CO(2)-response secreted protease-like. Gene Ontology annotation, molecular function: serine-type endopeptidase activity. Bases 64 to 2343 code for a protein of 759 amino acids. Gene Ontology annotation, biological process: proteolysis. Lineage: Eukaryota; Viridiplantae; Streptophyta; Magnoliopsida; Fabales; Fabaceae. The transcript is spliced from 8 exons. The record is from RefSeq and is a predicted model, not a curated record.